ACAACAUGGUGAUCAAUAAUGGUGGAAAACUCUAUUUUGCGAAGCAGAAAUCGCUGGUUUGUUCAGAUUAAGGUUCCAAUCUGAUUUAAACGCGUUAAAGGAUGAAGCUUUUUAAGUUAUGGGUUCACCAGCAGAACUUCAGCGAAGAUGAGCUUAUCAUAAAUCCAAAGGAAUUCCCGAACGAAAAUGUAGGAGACAUUUUAGAAAUUCAUCACCCAGAUGAAGACAACACUCGGCUGCUACUGCAGAUUAAAUCGAUCAGUCCUGAUUUCCAACAGAAAGAUACAAUCAGCAUUGAGCAGUCUGUUGCAAACGUCUUCCAGCUGAGGACGUAUUGGGAUGUGGAGGUCACCAAGGUUGAACCAAAGGAUGUAUCUGUUGAUUUGGUUGAAUUACUGUUUAAGGACCAGUUCGUCUCAAGAAGUGAGAUGUGGCGAUUUUCUAAACAAUUGGUUGGCUCAUGUGUUUAUGUCACCAAGAAGAUUUCACGUUCAGGGGUGCGUGCUCAGGUCAAUGAGAUCUGGACCAAGGGAGAGAAAUUAUCUUGUGGAGUGAUAUCUGAGAAUACGAGGGUGGUUUUCAGGUCAUGCAGCACCAAGAUGUAUUUAUUCAUUCAAAUGAGUAAGGAAAUGUGGGACUUUGAUUUCAGUGGAGAUCUGUACAUUGAAAAGGCCAUCAAUGGAUUUCUUUAUGAGCUCUUUACUAAAUGGAAGGAGCUCAAAGCCAACCAUGACGUCAAUAUUAUUUUGUUUUCAAGAACAUUUUAUGAUGCUCAGUCUCCAGGUGACUUUCCUGUGGAAACUCAAGCAUGCAUUCAACAAGAUCCUUAUGGAAGAUUUUAUGAAGAUUUCUACCAAGUGGUUGUAUUACAAGACAGGCGUGAUGACUGGAUACCAAUGCUGGUGACUCUUAAGCGUUGCUUCAAUCAAUAUCCCAGAUUCACAAACUGCUGUGACAGGCUUAGAGGCACUAAAAUUACUGGAUGGAAUUCUAGCUCGUGUGAAGGAAAUUUUUUAGAAGCUAUCAAUUUGUCAAUGAAUGCAUUUGAGAGGCACCAUAUUGAUCGUAAUUUUGAACGCACUGGCCAGACAACCAUUCUUGUGACUCCAGGUUCAGGAGUGUUUGAAGUUGAUAGAGAAAUGACCAGCAUUACAAAACAACGAUUACUGGAUAGCGGUGUUUCUGUCGACCUUGUGUGCCUAGCUGAACAGCCCCUUCACACGAUUCCCCUCCUAAAGUUCUUUAACAAGACCUUGGGCCAUGGGGACCCUGAUUUAGGAGAUGACUACAACAUACCUCACUGGAUGAACCACAACUUUUACACCUCACCAAAGAACAGAAACAAAACAGAGAAUUCUGUACCUCGUAUAAAAAUUCCUGAUGUUGUCCUGAGUUCUCUUGGAAGAAAUGGUGAAUGCGAAAAAGGAGUAUACGCUAAUUUUGCGGAUCAUUUCAAAACAGAAAUAGAAGACAGUCAGCUUCCAGAUUUGGUGGAUUAUGACGAAUAUGACCGCAAAGUGUUUAGAAAUCCUAUAACUCACUCUACACUGAAGGGUUACCCACCAAGGGGUUCGGCCUUCAGGCGAAUACGAAGCGCUCUUGAAAUGCAACGAAUGGCUAAGUCGAUAUCAAGAGACGAACUCAUGUUUCAGAAAGUUUCUUCGCCUUCUCGCGGUGUCUCUUCGUUUGAAGACUUGGAUUUGGAGAUUUCGUCUUCGUCGAGCUCGUUCAUGAGACGUGAUGCUCCUUUCAAAGAACUAGAAAACAGCACCCGAGUGCUAUCUUCAUCUGUGGAGUGUACCUCUCACGGUGUUCUAGUGUCCCUACCCGAAAAUGUAACCCGAAAUGACACCUUCCAUGAAAUCAUUCGCCCUAUAACUCAGCGGUUUGCUGUUGGCAGCGCAGGCGCAGCACAUGACAUGAACACCGUUCAAGUGCGGCCCCAGAGGACCUUGAUAAACCCUUUCAAGCCAAAUGCGAUUCCCUGCAAUUGGACAUGCAACAACCAUCGCUGGUCACAUGUUUUUCCCAAGGGACCCAGCGGAAAAGUUCUCCAUUUACACUAUGAACAACCCUCGCCGGCUGAAACCGAGACUCUCGUAAAACCCGAGAAGUCACGUGAUGUCGAAGAAGCAGCCCUUGCAGUGGUGACGGCUCGCAAACGAGAGAUUUCAGAAGCUUCCCAGAGCAUUUCAGAAGAACAAGACUUAUUUGACGAGAUGUCAGGAAGCGAAGGCAGCGCCGAAGAUACAGACGAAGAAAACACGUUAAAUUCCCAAACAUUGCCUCGGUCUCAUUUCAGCCCAGUUUCCCACGGUUUGCAGACGUCACAAAACACGACACCCAGGCGCCGAACUCAGCUGGCGCGAAUCAAUCUGUACCGAGGGGUGGAAAAAGCGCCUGUCGAACAUGACUGGACAGCGGCUGUCAAGACGGGCGUGGAUUGGAAAUCUUUGACGUGUCCGGCGCUGCUGCCUCUGACGUCAGAUUUUUAUCCAAACAAGAAGACAUUGAAUUCAGACUAUCUAGAGUACAACUAUAAACUGUAUAUUGAAGAGGAGGAAGAUUUUACCGAAGAGAAAAAGAAUUUUGAUUGGGGAAAACAAGAAAGUACACAAGAGGAAGAUUUACAUGGAGCCCAUCGGCGCUUGAGUGCAGAGAUGAUAUUCAUCGAGCUUGUGUCACAACGAAUUCGCAAGGGUUUUCAACUGAUCCCACCAAAGGCUAAGCCAGCGCCUCCCGAUAAGCCCCAGUCCAUCGCGGCCAUACCAGCCAAGUCCGACUAUCAGGAAUACUUCAUGAGUAUUGGCCGAAUCUCACACAAACUAAGUCUGACGUCACCGGAAGUGACGGUCACAAAGUACAGACCACGCCACCAGCUGGGAUCCCAACCCACCAACUACAGCUAUCGCCUUUGGAUCCCACAGAGAAAAAUGUUUGAACCAAAUCAAGGAAGAUUCCUGCGCGAAGAAAUGGACAAUUACAACUGGAAUUACUUGGACCAACACAUUUGUGGAGACCCUGAAUUUGAUGAACUUAUCGAGUCUUUAAAUUACUGGAAGGCUCGCUUUCUCCUGCUGCCGUUUUCGCCGUUUUCGCAGCGUAAAAUGAAAGAAGAAGGAUGGGGAGACAAGAAGAAUACAAGUUCACAAGAAGACAGUGUUGUGGAUGGAAUCCUGAGAUUUCUUGAGGUCCUUAAUCGAAUAAAACGUCUUCAACCUCAGAAAGUGCCGCAAACACCCAAGGAACGAAAGCAGUCUGAGGCUUCUAUGUCAUCUCGUCGCAUUAGCAAACAGCACGAGCACAAAACAGCCCGACCCCCAUUUAUUAUUAUUACAUCCUCUGAGUUAACCGUAGCCAAGGAUAGCAACUCUACGCCCGGCAGUCCGCUGGCCAUUAGAUCGCGGUCGUCCUCGGCAACGGGGGAGGAGUUGGCUUGUCCGAAUACUCGUGGCAGUCCUUCUCGAGAAUUGGCCAGCGAGCAGCCGAAAACAAUGGACGAGUCAGAGAAAGAAAGGCUUAGUGUAGAAUCACCGCUGGAGACUGUAGCAGAGGCCAUGCUGGAUCCUGGAAAAGGCUUGACUUUCCUACCAGAGUUAAAGGGACUGAAGCCUUCCAGCUUUUUAAGCGUCGAGGCGAUAUCGUGGAUUUUACAGAAUGUGGAUGGAGUCAAUUCUAAGGAGCAAGCCAUUCAGCUGUGCCAGAAAAUGGUGGAGGCAGGUUUCAUCCAGCAUGCUUCAGAAAGCGCCAAGCAGACCUUGGUAGAAGGUUUCAUCAUAUUCUGUUUCACACCAAAAUCCUCUUGGGUGGAGAAAACAGAGGAUAUCCUUGACACCUCUAACUUUCGCGCGCCUCACCGAAGCUCGAUCGACGUGGAGCGUUUUGAGUGCGAUCUUUUACGAGCCUUUCAAAUGGAAUGGUUCGAAAUCGCUAUUUGGCCGCGCAAGACUAGUGAAGAGGUCCCAGAAUUCUUAGCACCAGAUCAAGUGAUUGAUUCAUUUCCGACUAGUUCUCCGUACAGGAAGCGCAACCGAACAAGAUCGGCCCGUCGGAGUCAACGAGGACGUUUGCAUUCAGACAGUGGUUUGUAUUCUUAAAACCUACUUCGUAGUGUAGUAGGAGCAUCAGUAGUUCGUAUAGUGUAAUCGUCUAGGUAUGGGUAGUUCUAGCCUAGAAGGCUGACCUUUGAGUCACACGCGCGAGCGGCAAAGAGCAAAGCGAUCCGGCGGGAAGGAGUCUGGUAAAGAGGCUUCGAGCUCGCGGCGUAGCGCGCGCUUGUGCUCUAACGUGGGCAUGCUCGCAGGCCAGGGUAGUUCUAACAAGAACUGUUUUUUGGUGACUAGUAGUGCCUCUCGACUUCAGUGCAGAUACGAAUUCUGUUGUCCAAUUAUGAUCAAUCAGGUCAUUAAUC
Orbicella faveolata is the source of this 4411-nucleotide messenger RNA. Its product is annotated as GATOR1 complex protein DEPDC5-like. Gene Ontology annotation, molecular function: GTPase activator activity. Gene Ontology annotation, biological process: cellular response to amino acid starvation; negative regulation of TORC1 signaling; positive regulation of autophagy. Gene Ontology annotation, cellular component: GATOR1 complex; lysosomal membrane. NCBI's taxonomy places the organism in Eukaryota, Metazoa, Cnidaria, Anthozoa, Scleractinia, Merulinidae. The record is from RefSeq and is a predicted model, not a curated record.